Molecule: messenger RNA, 1128 nt
Organism: Plectropomus leopardus (leopard coralgrouper)
Lineage: Eukaryota; Metazoa; Chordata; Actinopteri; Perciformes; Serranidae
Gene: tspan2a
Product: tetraspanin 2a
Cellular component (GO): plasma membrane
Source: RefSeq, a predicted model, not a curated record
UGUGCGCAUGUUCUCGUGUGUGGAUGGUGUGUAGCUGUGCAGGUCAUCAUCAUUGCAUGGUUGAUGUCCAAGUGGAAGCCGCGAGGAUUUGCAGAAUAGAUCGGAAAUAUCGACAAAUCAGGUGACAUCAUGGGCAAAGUGCAGGGAGGGAUGAAAUGCGUGAAAUAUCUGCUUUUCGUGUUCAACUUCAUCUUUUGGCUGUCGGGCCUGCUGGUGCUGGCUGUGGGACUCUGGCUCAGGUUUGACCCAGACACAGUGGAGCUGCUGACCGGUGACGGCGCCCCUGACACCUUCUUCAUAGCUGUGUACAUCCUUCUCGGUGCAGGAGGGUUGAUGAUGAUCGUAGGGUUUUUCGGUUGUUUUGGUGCUGUUCGUGAGUCUCAGUGUCUUCUUGCAUCUUUCUUUGCUUGCCUUCUGAUAAUCUUUGGAGCUGAGAUCGCUGCUGGUGUGUUUGGAUUCAUAAACAAGGAACAGAUUGUUGAGGAAGUCCAAAAGUUUUACAGCAGCUCCAUCGCUGAUGUCUCCAAUCCCAAUGGGACCGCAAUCGCAUUCAUGUACCACAAAACUCUGAACUGCUGCGGAGGCUCCACAUCAGAAACAACUACGGCGCUUUGUGCAGAGGCUGAGGAGAACACCCAGGACUGUCUCACUGCAAUAACAGCCUUCUUCAAUGAAAAGCUGUAUAUUAUUGGAUACAUUGGGAUUGGGAUCGCUGGAGUAAUGAUCAUAGGAAUGAUCUUCAGUAUGGUGCUGUGUUGUGCCAUCAGGAACAACAGGGAGGUUAUAUAGCUGUCCAGAGUGAUCUGGUGGGGGAUAUCACACAGAGAGAGUACAGUACGUCCGCGGGCCAAAUUCAACACGAUACGCUGGAUCGUUAUCUUCACACCUUCUCCUCGACUCCACCAGCACUAAAAAUUUCUUUCUCUGUUCUUUUCUGUAACACUUGCUCUGCUUUUGGCACAACUCUGUGACAUUCCUCAGUCUUAACAUGUUUUUGUUACACAGUAGAGGUCGACCGAUAUUGGAUUUUUAAAGGCCGAUGUAACGACGAUAGUUUGGAGCAAAUAAAAGCUGAUGGCUGAUUAAUCUGCCAAUAUCCCUCCUGCAAAAAAAAAAGAAAAAAAAGAA